CGAUGGCGCACCGCGGCGAGGCGGCCUACGCUGACAUGGUCUCGGUCGGCGUCCAUGUGGAGGCCUCCGACUCGGGCGGUGUGUCUCCUGAAGGUGGUCGGGAGGAAGGCAUCCACCCAUCACGGCUUCGUAUGCCCCGUGUCUAUCUCCGUGGUGUGCCGGGAAAUACUCCGUUUGCUCGGCUGAGGGAGAUGCUUGCUGAUCCGGAGAUCCAGGCUCAGCUGGUGGCCCAGAUCGGCGACGGUGCUGAUGGCGAUGAGCCGGGGGCUGGUGUUGAUGGUGAGGCCUUGGCGGCGCUGGGGGGGAUGGCGAGGUUCAAGCUCCCAGUCUUUGGCUUUGAUUCUGACUCGGACGAGGGCGGUGUGUCUGAAGGUGAGGACGUGGGCGACUACGUGGGCGCCGACAUUCCGGCGCUGGCCAGCAACGGGCUCUGGGUCAUGCUGCACAUUGUGGCGGACACCGCGUCAGACUCAGAGGCUGCUGGCGCUGCGGCGUCGCGCGAGCCCGUCUCGCUGCUGGAUGCUGCGCUUGCUCGUGCUCGCGGCAAGGUCAACUCUGCUGUCAUCCGUGACAUGGACCGCAUCGGCCGCUCUGGUAACGCAGCCGAUGCCGUCGACGACUUGGGGAGCCGAUCACGGGGCAAGGGCAAGGGCAAGGGAAAGGGCAAGGGCAAGGGCAAGGGCAAGGGCAAGGGCAAGGGCAAAAGUAAGAGCAAGGGCAAGGGUAAGAGCAAGAGCAGGCGGAAGGGUAAGGGCAAGAGCAAGAGCAAGAGCAAGAACACGACGAGCGAUGGGCCCCAGCUCUAG
Molecule: messenger RNA, 806 nt
Organism: Thecamonas trahens ATCC 50062
Lineage: Eukaryota; Apusomonadida; Apusomonadidae
Exons: 2
Source: RefSeq, a predicted model, not a curated record